Molecule: messenger RNA, 2814 nt
Organism: Mustela lutreola (European mink)
Lineage: Eukaryota; Metazoa; Chordata; Mammalia; Carnivora; Mustelidae
Gene: PIWIL1
Product: piwi like RNA-mediated gene silencing 1
Exons: 21
Coding region: 156-2741 (861 amino acids)
Biological process (GO): regulatory ncRNA-mediated gene silencing
Cellular component (GO): P granule
Molecular function (GO): protein binding; piRNA binding
Source: RefSeq, a predicted model, not a curated record
GUCCGGGCGCGGAGGGAUCCGGCGUGCGGUGACGGUUGGCGGCGCGGCAGCUGUUAGCGCGGCGGCGACGACGCGGAGCUGAGGGGUCUGGGGCGCGGCGGCCUGGCCGGGUGCGUGGGCUUCCCCGCGACUGCCGCUGUGCGCCUGGAAAAAAAAUGACUGGGCGAGCCAGAGCGAGAGCCAGAGGACGCGCCCGUGGGCAGGAGACAGUGCAGCAUGUGGGGGCCACUGCGAGUCAGCAGCCUGGCUAUAUCCAGCCCAGGCCUCAGCAGCCAGCAGCGGAAGGGGAGUUAGUUGGCCGUGGACGACAGAGAGGAGCAGUGGGAGCACCCGCCAAGCCCCAAGAGAUCCAGAUAUCUGCUGGAUUUCAGGAGUUAUCAUUAGCAGAGAGAGGAGGUCGUCGUAGAGACUUUCAUGAUCUUGGUGUGAAUACAAGACAGAACCUGGACCAUGUUAAAGAAUCAAAAACAGGUUCUUCAGGCAUUAUAGUAAGGCUGAGCACUAAUCAUUUUCGAUUGACGUCCCGUCCCCAGUGGGCCUUAUAUCAGUAUCACAUUGACUAUAACCCACUGAUGGAAGCCAGAAGACUCCGAUCAGCUCUUCUUUUUCAACAUGAAGACUUAAUUGGAAGGUGUCAUGCUUUUGAUGGAACAAUACUAUUUUUACCUAAAAGACUACAGCACAAGGUUACUGAAGUGUUCAGUCAGACCCGAAAUGGAGAGCAUGUGAGGAUAACAAUCACCUUAACAAAUGAACUCCCACCUACGUCACCAACAUGUUUGCAGUUCUAUAAUAUUAUUUUCAGGAGGCUCUUGAAGAUCAUGAAUUUACAGCAAAUUGGACGGAAUUACUAUAACCCAAGUGACCCAAUCGAUAUUCCAAAUCAUAGGUUGGUGAUCUGGCCUGGCUUCACCACCUCUAUCCUCCAGUACGAGAACAACAUCAUGCUUUGCACGGACGUCAGUCACAAAGUCCUUCGCAGCGAAACCGUGUUAGAUUUCAUGUUCAACUUGUAUCAUCAAACGGAAGAACACAAAUUUCAAGAACAAGUUUCUAAGGAGCUAAUAGGUUUAAUUGUUCUUACCAAGUAUAACAAUAAAACCUACAGAGUAGAUGAUAUUGACUGGGACCAGAAUCCAAAGAGUACCUUUAAGAAAGCGGAUGGUUCUGAAGUCAGUUUCUUAGAGUACUACAGGAAGCAAUACAACCAAGAAAUCACCGACUUGAAGCAGCCUGUUCUGGUCAGUCAGCCAAAGAGAAGGCGAGGCCCUGGCGGCACCUUGCCAGGCCCUGCGAUGCUCAUUCCAGAACUCUGCUAUCUCACAGGGCUAACUGAUAAGAUGCGUAAUGACUUUAACGUGAUGAAAGACUUAGCUGUUCACACAAGACUGACUCCUGAACAAAGGCAGCGUGAAGUUGGAAGGCUCAUUGAUUAUAUCCAUAAAGAUGAUAAUGUUCAGAGGGAGCUUCGAGACUGGGGUUUGAGCUUUGACUCCAACUUACUGUCCUUCUCAGGAAGAAUUUUGCAAGCAGAAAAGAUUCACCAAGGUGGAAAAACAUUCGAUUACAAUCCACAGUUUGCAGAUUGGUCAAAAGAAACGAGAGGUGCACCAUUAAUUAGUGUUAAGCCGCUAGAUAACUGGCUGUUGAUCUAUACUCGAAGAAAUUAUGAAGCAGCCAAUUCACUGAUACAAAAUCUAUUUAAAGUUACACCAGCCAUGGGCAUACAAAUGAAAAAAGCAAUAAUGAUUGAAGUGGAUGAUCGAACUGAAGCCUAUUUGAGAGUCUUACAGCAGAAGGUGACCUCAGAUACCCAGAUGGUUGUUUGUCUGUUGUCGAGUAAUCGGAAAGACAAAUAUGAUGCUAUUAAAAAAUACUUGUGCACAGAUUGCCCUACUCCGAGUCAGUGUGUGGUGGCCCGGACUCUCGGCAAACAGCAGACAGUCAUGGCCAUUGCCACCAAGAUCGCCCUGCAGAUGAACUGCAAGAUGGGCGGAGAGCUCUGGAGGGUUGACAUGCCGCUAAAGCUGGCGAUGAUAGUCGGCAUUGACUGUUACCAUGACACCACAGCUGGACGGAGGUCGAUUGCAGGAUUUGUCGCAAGUAUCAACGAGGGGAUGACCCGCUGGUUCUCGCGCUGUGUGUUUCAAGAUCGAGGACAAGAACUUGUAGACGGGCUCAAAGUCUGCUUACAAGCUGCCCUGCGGGCUUGGAACAGCUGCAAUGAAUACAUGCCCAGUCGGAUCAUUGUGUAUCGGGACGGCGUGGGCGACGGCCAGCUGAAAACGCUGGUCAACUAUGAAGUGCCCCAGUUUCUGGAUUGCCUGAAAUCUGUUGGUAGAGGUUACAACCCAAGACUAACGGUCAUUGUGGUGAAGAAACGAGUGAAUGCCAGAUUUUUUGCUCAGUCUGGAGGAAGACUUCAGAACCCGCUUCCCGGGACGGUUAUUGACGUAGAAGUUACCAGACCAGAAUGGUAUGAUUUUUUUAUCGUGAGCCAGGCGGUGAGAAGCGGCAGUGUUUCGCCCACGCACUAUAAUGUCAUCUACGACAGCAGCGGCCUGAAGCCAGACCACAUACAGAGGCUCACGUACAAGCUGUGUCACGUCUACUACAACUGGCCAGGCGUCAUCCGCGUUCCCGCUCCUUGCCAGUACGCCCACAAGCUGGCCUUCCUGGUGGGCCAGAGCAUUCACAGGGAGCCCAACCUGUCCCUGUCCAACCGCCUCUACUACCUCUGACCCUCGGGAGACGACGACGGGCCGCCACGCCUUCUAUUUGACCUUGUAGCUUCCUGCGGGGUGGGUGGGUGGG